This is a messenger RNA of Coniophora puteana RWD-64-598 SS2, 2280 nucleotides long. Its product is annotated as aconitate hydratase. The coding region runs from base 1 to 2280 and encodes 759 amino acids. The transcript has 8 exons. Gene Ontology annotation, molecular function: 4 iron, 4 sulfur cluster binding; aconitate hydratase activity. Gene Ontology annotation, cellular component: cytosol; mitochondrion. Gene Ontology annotation, biological process: tricarboxylic acid cycle. Lineage: Eukaryota; Fungi; Basidiomycota; Agaricomycetes; Boletales; Coniophoraceae. The record is from RefSeq and is a predicted model, not a curated record.
AUGGCCACCGCCGCUUCCCGCAUCGGUGACACAAAAGUACCCAUGUCCCUCCUCGAAAAGGGCGCAUACAUCAACUACCAACGUAUCGAGGACAACCUCGCCGUCGUCCGCCAGAGGCUCAACCGCCCUCUGACGCUCUCGGAGAAGAUCCUCUACGGCCAUCUUGACGACCCCCAUAACCAGGACAUCACCCGUGGUACCUCCUACCUCAAGCUUCGCCCGGACCGCGUCGCUUGCCAGGAUGCUACCGCUCAGAUGGCCCUUCUCCAAUUCAUGUCUUCCGGCAUGGACACCGCCGCCGUCCCCACCACCGUCCACUGUGACCACUUGAUUGAGGCCCAGGUUGGUGGUGUCAAGGAUUUGGCCCGCGCCAUCGACAUCAACAAGGAAGUCUAUGAUUUCUUGGCUACCGCCACCGCCAAGUACGGCCUCGGCUUCUGGAAGCCUGGCUCUGGUAUCAUCCACCAGAUCAUCCUCGAGAACUACGCCUUCCCUGGUGGUCUCAUGAUCGGUACCGACUCACACACCCCUAACGCUGGUGGUCUCGGUAUGGUCGCGUGCGGUGUUGGUGGUGCCGACGCCGUCGACGUCAUGGCUAACAUCCCUUGGGAGCUCAAGUGCCCCAAGGUCAUCGGUGUCAACCUGACCGGCAAGAUUAGUGGCUGGACUACUCCCAAGGAUGUUAUCCUUAAGGUGGCUGGUAUCCUCACCGUCAAGGGUGGUACUGGUGCCAUCGUCGAGUACACCGGCGCCGGUGUCGAGUCGCUUUCUUGCACCGGUAUGGCCACCAUCUGUAACAUGGGUGCUGAGAUUGGUGCCACCACCUCCCUCUUCCCCUUCAACAACCGCAUGGUCGACUACCUCAACGCCACCAAGCGUGACGAGAUCGCCAAGUACGCUCAGCGCUUCUCUCACAACCUCCAGGCAGACAAGAACGCCGAGUACGACCAGGUUAUCGACAUCAACCUGUCUGAGCUCGAGCCCCACAUCAACGGUCCCUUCACACCCGAUCUGGCUACUCCCAUCUCCAAGUUCGCUGAUGAGGUCAAGAAGAACAACUGGCCCCAGGAUCUCAAGGUCGCUCUCAUCGGUUCUUGCACUAACUCCUCGUAUGAGGACAUGUCCCGGUCUGCCUCUAUCGCCAAGGAAGCUGCUGCCCACGGUCUCGACGUCAGGUCCAAGUUUACUAUCACCCCCGGUUCCGAGCAGGUCCGUGCCACCAUCGAGCGUGACGGCCAGAUCGAGGCUUUCGAAACUGUCGGCGGUCUCGUCCUUGCCAACGCUUGUGGCCCGUGUAUUGGUCAGUGGGAUCGUCAGGAUGUCAAGAAGGGCGAGGUCAACUCGAUCAUCACGUCGUACAACCGCAACUUCACCGGCCGCAAUGACGCUAACCCCGCCACGCACGCUUUCGUCGCUUCUCCGGACAUCGUCACCGCCAUGGCCUUCGCUGGCGACCUGACCUUCAACCCCGUUACCGACACCCUGACUGGUUCUGAUGGCAAGCCGUUCAAGUUCACCGACCCCUCCGGCAACGAGCUCCCCCCUCGUGGCUACGACCCCGGCGAAAAUACCUUCCAGGCUCCCCCCUCUGACCGCGCAUCCGUCUCUGUUGCCGUUGACCCCAAGUCCGACCGUCUCCAGCUCCUCAAGCCCUUCCCUCCCUGGGAUGGCAAGACCCCAGAGGACCUCCCCAUUCUGAUCAAGGCUAAGGGCAAGUGCACUACGGACCACAUCUCGGCUGGCGGCCCUUGGCUCAAGUACCGUGGACACCUCCAGAACAUCUCGCAGAACUGCCUUAUUGGUGCCAUCAACGCUGAGAACGGCGAGGCGAACAAAGUCAAGAACCAGCUCACGGGCGAGUACGACGGUGUCCCCCAGACCGCUGCCGCCUACCGCGACAAGGGCAUCAAGUGGGUUGUCAUCGGUGACUCGAACUACGGUGAAGGUUCCUCGCGUGAACACGCCGCUCUCGAGCCGCGCUACCUCGGCGGUCUCGCCGUAAUCACCCGGUCGUUUGCGCGUAUCCACGAGACGAACUUGAAGAAGCAGGGCAUGCUCGCGCUGACGUUUGUGAAUCCUGCCGACUACGACAAGGUGCAGCCUUCGGAUAAGAUCACGAUUGAGGGUCUCGAGAGCUUCGCGCCCGGCAAGAACCUGACGAUGAUCGCCAAGCACGAGGACGGGUCGAAGGAUGUGAUUGAGCUUGCGCAUUCGUUCAACGAGGGCCAGAUUGAGUGGUUCAAGGCUGGGUCUGCGCUCAACCUGGUACGUCGCUCUUGA